GAGUCAGAUUUCCGAUUAUGUGAAGAAGAUAGAGGAAGUUGUGACGGUGGAGCGGGAAAUAUGGGAGAGGGAGGUGCGCAGCAUGGUGGAGGCGAGUAGAAGGGAGAAAGAGCAGAUGCGGAAGGCGAUGGACCACACCGUGAGAACACUGUUGGUGAGCAUGAAAACAGUGGAGGAGGAGAGGAGGAGGGAGGCAGCACUGAUGGAGAGAAACCGGGCGAAAACAGAGGAAGCCAUGCUAAUCGAGAUAAAGAGGUUGCAAGAGGAGAGAAGGACCGAGAAUGCACUGAUGGAGAAAGAGAAGGAGAGAAUGGUGCUGGCAACUCUGAUGGAGAAAAAGAAAGUUGAGGAGGAAAGAAGGGUAGAGCAGGCACACAUGGAGAUUCAGAGGGAGAAAACGGAGCAAGAAAUGUUGUGUGAAGUGACAGUGAAGAAGAGGUUGGCGGAGGAGAGGCUGACGGCAGAGCAGGUGCAGGCGGCGAAAGAGAGAGAGGAAACGGAAAACUUCCUGCUGAUGAAGUUAAAGCUGCUGGAGGAGGCGAGGAGGGCAGAGAGAGCACAGAUGGAGAAAGAGAUGGAGAAGAUGAACGAGCGGCUACUGAUAGAGCUGAAGAGACUGGAGGAGGAACGGAGGGCGGAAGUGGGACAGGCGGAGUUAAAGAAGGAGAAAAUGGCAGAGAAAGUGCUGAUGGAGAUGAAGAAAGUGGAGGAGGAGAGGAGACUGGUGCAGACGGAGAGAGGGAAGGAGAGAUCCGAGGAGCCCGUCGAGCAGCCGGUGCUCACGGAAGCGAGAGCACUGGCUGAGGAGAGCAGGAGGGAAAAGCUGGAAGUUCAGAAGGAGAGGCAGAAACUGGAGAAGGAGAUGCUGUCGAGGGUGAUGGCCCUGGACGAGGCCCGCAAGAGAGAGAAGACACAGCUGGAGAAGGAGAGGCAGGCGAUGCAGGGCGCGGUGCUGCUGGAGAGGAAGAGGCUGAGCGAGGAGCGGAGCAGGGGCAAGGAGCUGAUGGACAGAGAGAAGAGAGAGCUGGAGGAGACGCUGCUGGCGAAGAUGGAGAGAAUGGAGGCUGAGAUGAGGAGGGAGAAGGCCCUGGCGGAGAACGAGAAGGGCAAGGCGAAGGACGCGACGCUGCUGGAGAUGGCCAGGCUGGAAGAGGAGGGCAGGAGGAAGAAGACGCAGAUGGAGCGGGAGGUGGAGAAGAUGAAGGAGGCCAUGUGUCUGGGAAUAAAGGCGCUGGAGGAGCAGAGGAGGUCAGAGAAGGCGCACUUUGAGAAGGAGAGGGAGAGCCUGCGCAACGCCGUGCUUAUGGAGAGGAGGAGCAUGGAGCAAGAGGGCAAGAAGGAGAAGGCGAGGAUGGCGAAGGAGACGGCCAAGAUGGAGGAGAUGGUGCUGAUGCAGAGAAAGAGACUGGCGGAGGAAAGGCGGACGCAGAGGGUGGAGGUGGAGAACGAGAUGGCGAGAACGAAGGAGGCGAUGCUUGCGGAGAUAAAUGGGCUGAAGGAGCAGAGGGACAGGGAGGGGGUGAGGGAGAAGGCGGAUGAAAAAGAUCUGCUGCAGGGGUUGAUGGAGCAGGCGCAGAUGGAGGAGAGGGAGAAAAUGCAGGACACUCUGCUGCUGGAGAGGAAGAGGCUGGAGGACGAGUGGAGGAGAGAGAAGGCCCAGACGGAAAACGAGAGGACAAAGAUGGAGGAGGUGCUGCUGGCCGAGAGGAAGAGGAUGGAGGAGGAGAGAAGACGAGACAACGCGCUGAUGGAGGAGGAGAGACAGAAAAUGAAGGAAGCGGUGCUAAUGGAGAUAAAGAGACUGGAGGAUGAAAGGAGGAGGGAGAGGGUGGAGAUGGCGAAGAGGAGCGAAAGGAUGGAGGAAGACAUACUGAUGGAGAGGAAGAGGUGGGAGGAUGAGAGGAAAGAGCAGGUGCUUGCGGAAAAAGAGAGCGUGGAACUUUGAGCAAAUGGAAAUGUUUAAUGAGAGGCUUGAGAGAUUAAAAAUGAGAAUGACCGGAAGGGCGCACUUUUAAACUCGGCUCAUUCUCCAGUGUUCCUGAGGGGCACGCGUGCAAAACAGCUGUGCCACACGCACGCUUGUGCCACACACACAAAGUACAGUAUGCGGCAAUAACAAAAAAUGAACAAUCAUUCACUAUUAGGUGACCGUUUGUGGUGGACAUACAAUUUUUUGUUUACAGCUCAAUUAAAAUUAAAAUUA
Messenger RNA from Anguilla anguilla (European eel), 2203 nucleotides. Its product is annotated as calponin homology domain-containing protein DDB_G0272472-like. Bases 83 to 1945 code for a protein of 620 amino acids. The record is from RefSeq and is a predicted model, not a curated record. The transcript has a single exon. NCBI's taxonomy places the organism in Eukaryota, Metazoa, Chordata, Actinopteri, Anguilliformes, Anguillidae.